ACUUAAUUUGGAAGAUUUUUGAGAAAAAUGUGUGCAUUAUGUACAAGCAUUUCUAGAAAUGUAAAAACAUUUAUUACGCUACCCACACAUAACGUUACCAUUCUCUCAUUACCUUCUUUAUCUAGUUUGUGCACAUUCAUUUCUGAUAACUCCCUCUUAUCUUUGUUCAUUCAAUGAUUGCAUGUUUGCUUAAAUACAUUCUAGGAAUUACUGAAAUAACUUACAUAAACUUGAUCAAUUUAAUUGGAACUUUGAACAAAGUUUGAUACUUAAACAGGACAGAUAAGAUCUGAUGGACUCGGAUGGACUAUAAGGAGGUAACAAAGGAUUAAAGUUUUUAAGAGAGAAAUUUGUAAAUAAUAUGUGCCUAUAGGUUCCAUACACUAUGACAGUGGCCCAGUGACAAGUUAAAGGGGUCAUAUUAUGAGAUUUUUUUUAAGAUGUAAACUAAAUCUUUGGUGUCCCCAGAGUGCAUAAUUGAAGUUCUAGCUCAAAAUACCCCACAGAUAAUUAAUUUCAGCAUGUUUAAAUUGCCACUUUGUAGGCCUGAGCAAAAAUGUGCCGUUUUUGGGUGUGUCAUUUAAAAUGCAAAUGAGCGGAUGAAAUGCAAACACAGAUCACAAUGAUGGUGGUUUGUUGCAAUUCCAAUGUUGAUAGAAGCAUGUUAUAGCACUUAAACAUGGAAAAGUCCGAUUUUCACGCUAUGACCCAUUUAAGGUAGCCUACCUUUUUUGCCAAUUUUUUCUGACAGUGUAUGUUUGAUAAGAAAAUAGGCUUUAGCUUGUCAUCCUGAGAAGGUGGCUAAGGAUAUAUUGGGAUUUGUUAUGAUUCUAGUUUACAGAGAAAAUUGUUAGUGGGUUUAAAAAAUUGGCCAAAACAUAUACUGUCCCAGAGACAACCAAAAUUGCAGGAAGUUGUUCUACGAGACAUAAGCAUGCACUCCUUUCUCCAAACUAUAGCCAUAUGUUAGGUACAGAUAGAUCUACAAUCCCCCUAUAUACCCGCCUUUUAAAUCCUCCCCCAGGCUACUCUAAUUGACAUACAGUAGAUAAUCUUUCAAAGGGGAACAGGAGAGACCUCAGUGAAACAGAGAAACAAAAGUUGAGAGAAUGACAGAGAAAGAAAAGAAUCACGAACAAAAAAGCAGGUGAUGCUACGGAAGCAUUGAUCUGAUUGGACCUCUAAAUUAUUUUUACAUGUUUUUUGCAAAGUUUGUGACUAUGGGAUCAUUAGAGCUUGGAUGGCAGAAGAGAGUCAGAACUAGAAGUUGUGGGGAUUUUAACUAUUCCAAUUCUAUCUCUCAGCGCAGACAGUCUGCCCCAUCUCUUACUCUGAGCAAAGCCCUUACAAAGCCUAAACCUGUCUACAGGGAUUGUGUACCUCAGAUCAGCCAGGACCCUCACAAUCUGAUCCAGUCUCUACUCAGCCCUUCUAGGAAACUCAUUUCUCAAGGAAAUGUCCUGCUGCAGACUGGUGUUCAGACCCAGGAGAGAUACCUUUUGCUUUUCACAGAUCUCCUCAUCAUCACAAAGGCAAAGUCUGUUGUGCAGGUGAAGCAGAAAGCAUGUGUGCGUGUGAGUGAGAUGUGGACGGCCAGCUGUGUAGAAGAAGUGUGUGAAGCACAUACUAUUACAGAAAGGAGCUUCGUCAUGGGCUGGCCAACUUACAACUGCGUGGCAACGUUUAGCACUUCAGAAGAGAAAGAGAGAUGGCUUUCUGUCAUUGAAAGUUGCAUAAAAGAAGAGAAACAAUAUGAUGAUCCACAGAUAAUUCCACUGGAGAUAUUUUCAAAAGAUAUUGAAAACUGUGACCACGUAAAGACAAUUUCUGUCAGCAACACAGACUGCACUUCUGAUGUCAUUAGCACAGCACUGAAACAGUUUGGUCUGUCAGGUGUAACAAAAGAUUAUCAGUUGUGGGUAUCUUCGAAAAAAGAUGAAACUCCAUACCCUUUAAUUGGUCAUGAGUUCCCCUACUGCAUUAAGAUGAGCCACAUGCGCUCUCUGCAGCCAGAUGCAGUAACUUCAUCUCACCGACAGGAGGCCCUAUUGCCUAUGGAUUCAUACUGCCAGUUCUUCCUGAGGCCUAGACAAAUAAGCUGCACAAUCACAGGUGAACAGAAGGGGAGGAAGAGGAGGACGUCUCUUAUUAGCUGGGCAUUAAAAAGAGGCUUCAGCAUUGAACAGGAUGUCCAUACAGAAUCGCCUGCCUCCUCUGGCCAAACCAUGACAUCUUCUGGUCAUCUGUUUGGUCAGCCACUCAGUAAUGUGAUAAAGGAUAACACACUCCCAUCACCCAUUGUGGACAUGCUGAUGUGUUUGUGCAGCCAUGGAGCCAUAACACCUGGAAUAUUACGGCGUUCUGCUGGAGUGAAGGCCUGUCGGGAGCUCCGAGAAAAACUGGAUUCUGGUCAUCAUGAAAGACCGCUGAAUGAAGAAUCUGUUUUUGUCACAGCUGCUGUGUUUAAGGAUUUCUUACGUAAUAUACCAGGCAGCUUGAUGUGUGAGGAGCUCUAUGAGCUGUGGCUCAGGGCAAUAGAGCAAGAUGGAGUGAAAGAAAGACGGAUGAUGGAGAUAAAGCAGCUACAGGAAGUUCAGAGGCUUCUUCAGCUCUUGCCUAUGGAGAAUCUGCUGUUGCUAAGACAUGUCAUUGCAAUGCUGCAUCAAAUCCAGCUCAAUGCCGAGCACAACCAGAUGAACUCUUAUAAUCUGGCUGUGUGUAUAGCACCUAGCUGUCUCUGGAAGAGCUGUCUGCAAUCUCAGGAAGAGGAUGCCAAAAAGGUAAGCACACAAAUGCAUGCUUGCUGCAUCUACAAAUAUUUCCAAUAUUACCAAAUUGAAAAUUGCUUUGUAAUUUGUGCACAGGUGUGUGAUCUUGUGCAUUUUUUGAUUGACAACUGCUAUGUAUUGUUUGGGACCGACAUUAUAACCCUAUUAAAGGAUUUAACUGAAGACAGCAGAAGCAACUUUGGAUCAGUUGGGUCUUUACAGCAGAUGUCAGACUCAGGGUAUGACAGUCUUAAGAACGAAGUCAACACUGAAACAGAAGACUUUUUAGGGACCGUCCCUCUUAAAGACAGUCGCAGUAUGGACUCACUCAUUUCAAGUGACUAUGACCUUGAUUGCCCAGAUGAUGAGCCGGAGACAGACUCCACUCACCCAAUGGUACAAAGCAGGAACGUUCAGCACCGAGCCCUUGAGUUGCAGCGAGACUCUGUAACUGGACACGCUUUUGAGCAUGAAGAACAUUUAACCAGAGGAAAAUGUGAGAAGGUUGAGAUACCUGCAGGUGAAUUGAACGAAAAUGUGCUGGAACGAAGAUUUCAACAACUGAAGCUCGCAUCUGGAAGAGAUAAAGCCGGUCAGCAAACUCCACCUUCCGUGUUUCGUCACAACACAAGCGAUUAUUUAAAAUCCUCCCUCAAGAUUUUCCAUUCUCCUCAAAAAUUUUCACCGAAAUCGUAUUGGCUUCGCCGGAAAAGUGCAGACAACCAAUAUCCAAUCACUGAUGGCACUCAUUUCGAAGGGGAUUUACACAAUAAAACAUCUCUUUCCAAAACCAGAAGUCCUCCUUCUUAUCAGGUUGACUUAACAAGCCUAAACCGAGAAGUCCCACAGAUUCUCACACAAGUAAGAUCGACAGGGCAACCAUGUAAGGAAAUAAACCUGUUGUACAAGGGGCCUGGGAACAGCCCUUCAGAAGACCACCAGAUGUUCCAUACUCCUCAAAACUUCAAACAUACAUGCAUUAAUAGUGAAACAGGUGCUGGACAUGACUCUACCUGUAUAAAAUUCAUGGCAAAAGAAAAGGCCACACUACCAGAGAGUAUGUUUUAUGGACAGAGCCGUAAGUUGACAGUGCACAGGUUCAGGGAAGAGAAUCCACCCAUAAUAAAUGCAGACUGUAAGGCUGAUAGCCUCUCUGGGAAGAAGCGGACGUUUAAAGGCUCUGAUGCUUUAAAUCUGAAAAGCGAGAAGGUGACUGAGAUCCAAUCUGUUGGGAGAAGGCAUAGGCUCAGACGUUGCAGUAGCAGCCAGUGGGUUGGUGAGGUGGCGUUUCAUUCUGAGGAGUCUUAUGUCUAAAACUGCACACACACGCAUGCUAAUCAAAUGAAAUCCCUCUUUCAGAUGUUUUUAGAAUUGUUACCGGCUACAAAAUGACAAUUACAUGUAAUACCUUUACACUACAACCAAUUAUUAGAUCAUGAGAAAUUAUGUUUGGGAAUCAACAUUUUUAUAUUUUAAAGUUAAAGCUACUUUACUGUCCAGAAAAACUUUUUUUGAUAAGCUUGUAUUUGUGGCCAUUUUAAUGUAUAUUUUG
Messenger RNA from Misgurnus anguillicaudatus (oriental weatherfish), 4320 nucleotides. The record is from RefSeq and is a predicted model, not a curated record. Lineage: Eukaryota; Metazoa; Chordata; Actinopteri; Cypriniformes; Cobitidae.